AUGGUGCUAAAGACAAAAACUCUGCUUGUAACUGGUAAGCGCUUGGAGAAGAAAAUUUCAAACAGGGCUCGGAAAAUUGCAUGUAACGGUAGCGAGAUUGAGUAAGUCACUUCACAGAAACUACUUGGGGUAACAUUAGACAGCCACCUAAAUUUUAAUGAACAUGUUAAUAAUCUUUGCAAGACAGUGGCACAAAGGAUUGCUGUACUUAAAAAAAUUAAGCGUAAUUUGCCCCUAGCAGUGCGCAAGCUGUUUUUAAUGCAUUGAUUAAGCCCAUCUUAUUGAGUGGAUCUUGCGCAAGCACUACGGCAACGGAAGAGAAUAUGUGUAUUUAAACUGCAAAAGCAGACAACUCGGGUAAUUUUAGAUGCAAAUAUAAGAGAUUGGAGUAAAGACCUUUUUAGACGGCUUGAUUGGUUGCCGUUUAAGGACUAAGUCAAUCUUCAACAGUGUAGUUUAAUAUUUAGGCGCAUAAGAAACGAAGAUGACUGCCUAGACUAUAUAACGAAACUAUUACCUAGAAACUCAGAUCUCAGGAGCGACAGCAGAGCUAGCCGUUAUGGAAAGUUUAAUUUG
Porites lobata is the source of this 576-nucleotide messenger RNA. NCBI's taxonomy places the organism in Eukaryota, Metazoa, Cnidaria, Anthozoa, Scleractinia, Poritidae. The record is from the annotation of a GenBank genome assembly.